Messenger RNA from Nasonia vitripennis (jewel wasp), 6579 nucleotides. RefSeq names its product TGF-beta receptor type-1 (gene babo). Lineage: Eukaryota; Metazoa; Arthropoda; Insecta; Hymenoptera; Pteromalidae. The coding region runs from base 1184 to 2782 and encodes 532 amino acids. Gene Ontology annotation, molecular function: activin binding; activin receptor activity, type I; ATP binding. Gene Ontology annotation, cellular component: plasma membrane; activin receptor complex. The transcript has 8 exons. Gene Ontology annotation, biological process: activin receptor signaling pathway; protein phosphorylation; cellular response to growth factor stimulus. The record is from RefSeq and is a predicted model, not a curated record.
GCGCCCCCCUCCUCUAUCGCUCUUAUAACCGUGUGUAACAGAGCGUUCAUCAGCUCGCGGAGCAGCAGUUGAGAGUCGCGGAGCGAGUCCGUCGGAGCUGCGUGUGUACAUUGCAGCGGAGCGUAUAGCACCGAAAUACCGAACACCGGACAUCAACACACAGCAGCGCAAACAUCCUCGCGAUUCCGUACACCUUCAAGUACAUCGACGAGCUUCCCACGUAUAGUUUUGAGAGAAAGCGAGAAUCGACGAUUCUUCCGCAUGAGGGCAGUGCUCCGAAAUCGUCGCGCCCGGCGAAGACGGCAACGAGCUGAGUAGUACAGCUGCUGCAAGUGUGCUCCGAUUCGCCGACACACCUCCUUUGUUGUCGAACGAGCGAUUCGGCUCGUGUUCUCGUGUGUAUUGUCCGGCAGCAGUGCGCGCGCGUGUGUGUAUUGUUCUCCGAUCGCUGCACGGAGAGCGCAGCAGCUCUAACCUAUAGGUGCAAGCGCGGCCGCGUAUGUAGCUAUACAUACACACACACACACACACACUCGAAUACGCUUAGUCCACAAGUGAGCGAGUGAGAAGGAGAGCGAGAAUAUAUAGCCUCGAAAAUGGCCGCGUGCUGUUGCCGCUGCUGCUCGCGUAGAAGAAGACGUUCGGCUGCUGCCAGCAGCCUCCGGUGAACAGCUGCUCCGAGCCACUGCCUCCAAAGUGCUUCGCUUCCCGCCGCGCACGUUCUUCCUCGCUGCGUUCUUUGCCGGCUGUGCUCGCAAAGAAUCUACGUAACGAAAUAACGCGGAGAGUGUGUGAGAGAGAGAGAGAGAGAGAGAGAGAGAGAGAGAGAGAGAGAGAGAGAGAAGAAAAAAACUGGAGCAUAAUAUUGACGAGCGCGCGGCUACCCACACAAACACGUGUUCGGCUCGUAUAUACGCGUGUGUGUAACGCGUACACGCAGGGCUCGGCCGUAGUAUUUUAAAUCGAAUUGAAUUUGCGUAACGCAGCCCGAGAGACAAAAAGCGAGUCGAUAACAACGCUCUUCGGCGGGGUGAAAUAAACAAGGCGAGCGUUUCGGAGCUGAUGAAGAUGUUGCUGCAGCCGCGUGAAUAAUUGCGCCGAGGGAGCAGCGAACCAAGAGGAGGAAGCGUACACACAUACGGUAUACAACACACACGUGCAAGAGAGCGAAAGAGAAGAGAUUAUGAAGAAGGGUUUCGCGCUGCUGGUCAGCGGCUACGGCUGUCUGGCCCUCCUCUGUUUACUCCACGCACCGCUACUUGUUCAAGGACUGAAGUGCCACUGCGACAUAUGCUCAGAGACGAACAACACCUGCGAAACUGAUGGCUACUGCUUUGCCAGCACGAAUCUGGACAAAGACGGCAUCACCUACGCAUACAGGUGUUACAAUAAGGAGAACUUCUUCCCGGAUCCCAUGUACUCGGUGUGGUGCAGCAGCAACGAUGCCCUGCGCGGUCCAGGCGGCACUCGCUUCGUCGUCACGUGCUGCGAUAACGCGGAUUACUGCAAUCGCGAUAUCAAGGCAGUCCUGCCCUCGACAAUAUUGGCCGCUCAGUCGUCCUAUCGCUCGACGCAUCGCCUCGAAGGAGGUACGCGAGAGCACGGUAAAACUUCCGGAGGAGGUCGAGCGACAUGGGAAACGUGGAAAAUGGCGCUGACGAUAGCUCUGCCGAUCUGCGCGAUCUGCAUCGCCGUGAUGAUCGUUUACAACAUACACCUGACGAGGCGAAGACCUGCGGGACGACACUUCCCCGACGACUCGCUCGAGGCGCCGGACCGACCCAUUCUCGGAGGAGUCACCAUUCGCGACAUGUUGGAAAUGACGACGAGCGGUAGUGGUUCGGUGGGUCUACCGCUGCUGGUACAGCGCAGCAUAGCACGGCAAAUUCAAUUAGUCGAAACGAUUGGCAAGGGCCGUUUCGGCGAGGUAUGGCGAGGUCGGUGGAGAGGUGAAAACGUGGCCGUUAAGAUCUUCAGCUCGCGGGAGGAACGAUCCUGGUUCCGGGAAGCUGAGAUCUAUCAGACGGUCAUGCUUCGACACGACAACAUACUCGGAUUCAUCGCCGCGGAUAACAAAGACAACGGCACGUGGACGCAGCUCUGGCUGAUCACGGACUACCACGAGAAGGGUUCGCUUUUCGACUACUUGAACCGCGUGACCGUCGACACGAACGGCAUGAUCCGCAUGGCUUUGUCAAUAGCAACGGGUCUGGCUCACCUACACAUGGAGAUCGUCGGAACGCAGGGUAAACCUGCCAUAGCCCAUCGCGAUCUCAAGUCCAAGAAUAUCCUAGUAAGGACGAACGGCACCUGCGCCAUCGGCGAUCUAGGUCUCGCCGUGCGACACGACGUCAUUACGGACACCGUCGAUAUUCAACUGAACAAUCGCGUCGGCACCAAACGCUACAUGGCGCCUGAGGUGCUGGAGGAGACGAUAAAUAUGAACCACUUUGACUCGUUCAAGAGGGCGGACGUCUAUGCCCUGGGCUUGAUCCUCUGGGAAAUCGCGAGGCGUUGCAACGUGGGCGGGAUCCACGACGACUAUCAGCUACCUUUCUACGACCUCGUGCCCUCCGACCCGACCAUCGAGGAGAUGCGCAAGGUCGUCUGCACCGACAGGCAGAGGCCGUCGAUACCCAAUCGUUGGAUGUCAAUAGACGCUCUUCACGUGAUGUCAAAGGUCAUGAAGGAGUGCUGGUACCACAACGCCGCAGCCCGAUUAACAGCCCUGAGGAUCAAGAAAUCCCUGGCGAACUACGGCGCCAUGGAAGACUUGAAAUAAAGCGAGACGUAAAAAUCGCUCUCGGAGCGGAAGACGAAAAUGAAGAAACGGCGAGAACUCGCAGACCUCAUAUAGGUAUUCGCUCGCCGCAACGGGGUGUGAAAGAUGCGCUUCCGUUGAUCUCGUUGUGAACGCGUUCGUGGAAUACAGAUGCGAGGCGCGAUGUAGGGUAUACGCCGAGGGCUCGAAAUAUACUUGUAUAGCGAAGACUGAUAUAACCGAAGCAACGACGUUCCUUUUUAUUCAUCGAGAAUAGAAUGCUCGCACGGAACUUCGAGACCAGCGCCUCGAAUAUAUAAGAGCGCCGAGGUACUUUCUUUCGAGGUUGGCACUUUCUAUCGGCUUAAGAAGAAACGAUGAAUUUCCUUUGAAAGCGUCGCUCGGUGGACAUAACUCGUUUUGAAACAUAAAUGACGAAGCUUGCCGAAAAUCUCUUCCGGUGAUGUUUUUUUCAUUUACUUUUUAUAAAAACUUUUGACUAACCACUAUGCUAUGUGCCAAUCUCUUUGCUCUUCAAAUCGAUUAUGCUUGCAAUGGCGUGUACUGCAUGCCUUUGUUAAAUAACUAAAACCGGUGAAUUUAUCCUCUUACCAUGGUUCUCGAAGCAGUUCAAACCACUGGAUGACGAUGUAUGACUCGAACUAUCACGUUGCGCAAUCUUGCGCAAUUUUUUAUUUUAAUAUUUGUUGAAUGAACUUACUUGUUGUUUUUUAUACAAACGUUUAUACUAUACAUAUAUCCAAGAAACAAGAAAUUCAAAGUCUGAUAAACCGAUAAUCCGAUAUGCGAAAAGUCCUAAAUUGAGUUAUGAAUGAUAUUCUUGGAGUCGAGCAUUCUUGAAUCAAGGCCUCUACGUCGAGUUGCAUUGAUUUGUAAUUUAACGUAAUUAUUACGUUUUAUUUUAAACCUCGGUAUGUAAUUGUAAACUCAGAGACUAGAGAUCGUUUUCCGAAUUUUCCAAUAUAAAAAAGUGGAAAAGACGUUUGUUUUACGUUUAGUCUGUAGACGUAUCCACAUUUUUAUAGUAUACAUAGGUUUUAUUUUGCACCCUAUAUACUCGCAAAAAGACGUAAGUUUUUUUUUAUUUCGCGAUAUAAAAAGAUGGUUUUGUUUCUUGUGUGACAGGCGAAAGGCUGAAAUUGACAGGUCUCAAAGGAAAAUGUAAAGAAAACUAUGUUACUGUCAACAUGAAAGACUACGGAAUUUUAAUAUUCAACAAAAUAUGAUUAACUAAUGAUAAUUACGAGGAAAGAAACUUGAAAUUAUAGUAAUUUAAUACGUGUGCGUAUAGGGCUUUCCCGAUUGCAUAAUGUAUUUUUGUAUCCUUUUUUAAUCGACUCUUCCGCUUAACACUAAGCGUUCUAAACACGAAAAAGUUGCAAAAAACUUGAUCCUAUUGGGACCCAGCUGUAUUUAUACUAUCCUCGAGUGAUGAGUUUUCGUGGAUUGCAAUUCAACUCAAAGACUGAACAGUAUAUUAUUACGUAUACUUGUAUACCCGUACAUCAAUGUUAUAUACUGUAGUUUAAUGAACAAACGUUGUGAUGGUGGUAAAAUUUUUACUUUUUCAUAAAAGUGUUUCAAUAAAUAUCUUUACUAUUAUUUGAUAAGUGUUAACGAUGAAAUAAAAUUAUGACACUCGUAGGUUUUCUAGUUUUUGUAAAAUCUUUAGUAUAUAUGUAUGCUCAUUACAUGAUCAUCAGAACGUAUUAUUUUUAAAAAUAAUCUUAUAGGAUAAUGUAUAGCAUCGAAACGUUUGUUCUUCUGAUUUCAUACAUUCCUAUUUAAAGCUUAGGUUUAAUUUAAAUAUACGUAAUAUUUAAUGGAUAAAUAAUUAAUUGCGCUGCAAGAUAGCUUGUAGCCACGUUUAAGAAUAGUAAUCAAUUCUAGAAUUAAUCCGCAAUUUUUUACUAUCAGUUUAUUUCCAUACGAAUAUUUUCAAACUUAUUUCAUAAAAUGACGUAGUUUUGGUUAAUAUCCGAAAGACUUUCCAAAAAUCCAUGGUAGGUUACGUGGAUUUUUCAACACAAUCUAGUACAAUUUCGUGCCAAUACCCGACCGAAAGUUAACUAAAGCAGGAGACCAGAUGACAGAAAAUUAUACAACAUAUCCCCUGCGACAAACAUUUUUAUUUGAACGAUGCGGAAAGUCCGUCGAACACACCCAUGUUUCCUGGUGAAAAAUGCAGCUGGGUCUUAAUUUCCCGUAGAAUGGCAAGAAACCUAUCCAACAAUGAGUCUGAUCCGAAAUAAAAAAAAAAUAUUUAAUAUUGCCGGACUGCCUAGCUAAUUUGUAAAUCGUCGAACGCGUUAUCUCUCCUGUACUGCCUCCUUUAUGCUGUUCCAUACUAUACUCAGCCCGACUUGUACAAAGUAUCAUAGAGCGUUACAUAGUUUUAGAAGCUCAAGCGUAAACAUUGCAGAAUAUUUAGAAUGUAUGGUUCUAAGUUUAAUUUGGAUGAGGAAAAGUAAAAUGUAUACAUAUUCUGUAUAUCAUUGAAGAUUAAAUACUGCGCAUAAAAGCUUCCAUGGACAUGACUUUUUUUUAUAGUUAAUAGCGAAUGAAAUAAGUUCUGUCAGUUCUGUACAACAUGUAAUAAACCUGCAGUAAACUUGAGCGCAAUUGUAAAUAGUAUAAAUAUAUAUAUUUGAAAAUAUACGUACUACACAUUAUUAUAACGAAUAUUUAAAUUCUAAUUUACCUGUAACUAACGUUCAAGUUAAGAACUACUCUUUGACCAGUGCUGGCGACAUUGUUUUGAGAUACUUACGUUGGAAAAUAUUGAUAUGGAUGAGUAGAAACUUUUCUUCAAGCUUUAAUUUCUUAGGAUGAUUGGAAAAAAUAUAUAUAUAUCUGAUAAUUAGGUUCGUCCAUACAAUCUUUUGAAUAACAUACAACUGUUUCAGUAACCUGUAUCAAUCAACCUUUUUUUUUGUUUAGACAUAUUAAUUACUUUUUUGUUUGAAGAGUUUGACGCAGUAUCAAUGCCAACUUGUAUAAAAAUGACUAAUCAUCUUAGUCCUUUUUAAGAUGCCCAUAAACCUUAUGUACAACAUAUAAUUAAUACUAUAGUAAAGUUAUAGUAAUACGACUAAGCAUCGUUUAAGUAAUGUCUAAAUUUAAUUAUAUUAAAACUGUAUCUUGUAAUUUUAUACAAGAAGAAACAUAAUACCGGUCACUACUAGCUUCCGUUUAUUUCGUCAUCAAAGUGUGUAAAUAAUGGUGUAAAUGUUCAAUCACUGAUGACUGAAGGUAAAAUUUUGUAUUCGUGACUUUGUCCCAUUUUAACAAAUGAAAUAGGUGAAUGGGUGAUGUUUUAUAUUUUCAUGUGUAAAUGGUUGCGUAACUAGCGUUGGAAUUUACAUCUCCAAACGAAGAAUGCUCGUUUUUUUGUAACUAUAUUUUUAUUAAUGUAUUCAGACGAGUCUUUGAAAAAUUAAAUUUUUCACAGCACGAAAAAAAACGUACAAAGUAUGUGUCUCGGAUAAGCCUUAAACACUGUUAAUAGUUAUGAAUAAGCGGCGUUAUUGCAUAAUUCAUUGAUUUGUACAAAAAUAUUAAACUUUUACAUCAAUGAGAUUUGAAAAUUUAUGGUUUUGGUGAUCGCAGUCGUAAUAAAUAAAAUUCAUGUUUAAAUUAUUAUUUAUAUUACUGUCAUUCGUUUUCAAUAUUGUAAAAGUGUUUUGCGAUCAUUAUAAAUAGAAUUAUCAAAUUUCUUAGAUGAUUAAUUUGAACUCCCCACUAAUACAGACCAUAGUGGUUUGAAAAGUAAUAUACUCGAAUAAAAAUAUUUAAAA